Messenger RNA from Cloeon dipterum, 1343 nucleotides. RefSeq names its product sideroflexin 2 (gene Sfxn2). Gene Ontology annotation, molecular function: monoatomic ion transmembrane transporter activity. Bases 144 to 1124 code for a protein of 326 amino acids. Gene Ontology annotation, biological process: monoatomic ion transport; serine import into mitochondrion. NCBI's taxonomy places the organism in Eukaryota, Metazoa, Arthropoda, Insecta, Ephemeroptera, Baetidae. The record is from RefSeq and is a predicted model, not a curated record. The transcript has 8 exons. Gene Ontology annotation, cellular component: mitochondrial inner membrane.
AGCUGCGGCUAACACUGUCAAAAAUUAACUUUAAUUACGGUCUCUGCGGUCUUCGCGACCGACAUCGACUAAUUUACUGACUCGACGUUAGCUGUUAAAGGUACAUAUUCGCCAGGAGAAAGUAUAAAUUAUUUUUUUCUAAAAUGACCAUCGGAGCUCGAAUGGACUUGGACAAGCCGCUUUUUGACCAAACCUCAUUCAUCGGGCGUCUGAAGCACUUUUUCUGGGUGACAGAUCCCCGUACGUGCGUGUGUUCAGAGGAAUCUUUGGACAACGCCAAGAAUUUAAUAGUCUCUUACAGGAAGGGAAAUGAGCCUGAAGGAACGACCCAGGAACAAAUUAUUUUUGCGCGAAAACUGUAUGAGAGUGCAUUUCACCCAGACACAGGUGACAAGCAAAAUGUUUUCGGACGGAUGUCAUUCCAGGUGCCAGGUGGCAUGGCCAUCACAGGGUUUAUGCUUCAAUUCUACCGGACUGUUCCUGCUGUUGUAUUUUGGCAGUGGGUGAAUCAGAGCUUCAACGCACUCGUAAAUUACACAAACAGAAAUGCGAAAUCUCCGUUGACAACCACUCAAUUAGGUGUUGCCUAUGUUUCUGCGACCACUUCAGCUCUGGUAACCGCGAUCGGUUUUCGCUCAUUCUUGGAAAAACGGGCUGGAACCUUGCUGCAGCGAUACGUCCCGUUCGCAGCAGUUGCUGCCGCCAACUGCGUCAAUAUUCCGCUAAUGCGCCAGAAUGAGCUAGUCGACGGAGUUGACAUUUACGAUGAGAAUGGGAAUCUUGUUGGCCAGUCAAGGGUUGCUGCAGCGAAAGGAAUAUCUCAGGUUGUCUUUUCAAGGAUUGCAAUGGCGGCACCAGGGAUGACCAUCCUGCCAAUUGUGAUGGAGAGGCUGGAGAAGCGCGCCUGGAUGCAAAGGAUAACUGUGCUUCAUGCUCCUCUGCAGGUCUUGCUGGUGGGAUGUUUCUUAACGUUCAUGGUGCCAACAGCGUGUGCCCUGUUCCCUCAAAGAUGUUCUAUUAAAACAUCAACAAUUGAGCGAUUUGAGUCUGACAGCUUCAAGAAGAUUCAGCUAAACUGCAAUGGACAGACUCCCAGUGUUGUUUAUUUCAAUAAGGGUCUCUAAAAUGCAAUUAACUCAAAAGGAUGGUAACCUCAAACGAUGUAAUCUCUACCUCUGUUCCUAUUGUUUUGCACCCUUUGGAUUAAUGUAGGCUAAUUUUGUUAUCCUGUUUUGAGAUAAUAACGUGAUACGUGUCUAGCGAUAAACUGCACAAAAGCGACAAUAAAUAAAUUGGGUAAAAUGCUUUAUCCGCAAAGUUGUGGGUGUUAGAGAUAAAUUAAA